Messenger RNA from Scutellospora calospora, 192 nucleotides. Lineage: Eukaryota; Fungi; Glomeromycota; Glomeromycetes; Diversisporales; Gigasporaceae. The record is from the annotation of a GenBank genome assembly.
CAUCAAAAACUGGACUGGACUGGACCGUUCCACUGGAACUAAGUCCAGUUCCAGUCCAAUUUACCAUGUCCAUAAAAGAAGAAGUAAUUGUUGAAUACCAAAGACUUUACAAUUCCCAAAAAGAAAAUAUCCAACAAACUCAAAAGGUUAAAGAAUACGCGCCACAAAGUUUUUUGUUUAAAGUACAUAUUG